Molecule: messenger RNA, 1513 nt
Organism: Cercospora beticola
Lineage: Eukaryota; Fungi; Ascomycota; Dothideomycetes; Mycosphaerellales; Mycosphaerellaceae
Gene: ATE1
Product: arginyltransferase
Biological process (GO): protein arginylation
Cellular component (GO): cytoplasm
Molecular function (GO): arginyl-tRNA--protein transferase activity
Source: RefSeq, a predicted model, not a curated record
CUCACUCGUCUCACCAUGCAGAACUGCCUUUCUCCUGCCAUGUCGCUGUUGACCCCAAUUGGGUAUCAAUCCGGUGACUGUGGCUAUUGCCGCAAAUCAGAAAACAGUGGGCGCACCCCAGACUCUCGUGCCUCGUACUACAUGAGGACCAAGACUCUUAGUCCAGAACAUUACCAGGAGCUGAUGGAUCGCGGAUGGAGGCGCUCCGGCAGCUUGUUGUAUCUUCCAGACGCUGCUAGGUCCUGUUGCACGCACUACACGAUCCGACUACCGGCGGCGGAGUUCAAGCCGACCAAAGACCAGCGUCAAGCAUUAAAUCGAUGGAAUCAUUUCGUGCUGGGCGACGAAUACACCAAAGCAGCAGCGCUGAAAUACCCCAGAACUCGGGAGGAGAAGAAACGCUUGAAGAGUGAGUUCGAUUUAACGCUAGCGGUACACCAGAGCGAGUCGAGUCAGCUGAAGCCGGACAUUCAGCCGCAACACCGAUUCGAAGUGCAGCUCGAACCCGACUGUUUCUCGGAGGAGAAAUUCUCAUUAUUCGACAACUAUCAGCGAAACGUGCAUGGAGAAGGCGACGAUGACAUUAGCAAAUCUGGCUUCCGUCGCUUCCUUUGCGGUUCUCCUCUCAAGCGUCGCACUGAGAAAGACGGCAAGCAGCUUGGCAGCUUUCAUCAAUGCUAUCGUCUUGAUGGUCGCCUCAUAGCAAUGGCUGUGCUAGAUCUUCUCCCCCACGCUGUUAGCGGUGUUUACUUCUUGUACCAUCAAGACUUCGAAUCAUACGCUUUUGGCAAGAUAUCGGCUCUUAGAGAAGCGGCACUUGCACGUGAGCAGGGUUACCAGUACUACUACAUGGGCUACUACAUACACACCUGCAAAAAGAUGCGAUAUAAAGCCGAUUACAAACCACAAUACGUUCUGGAUCCCCACAGUCUAGACUGGCAGCCGCUCAACGAUGAGCUGAGAGCUCUCAUGGAAAGCAGACGCUACGCCAGUCCGUCACUGGAGCAAAAGAAACAAGCCCAGGGGCAGAGUGAUGUCGAACAGGAAACGAUGUUUCCGAUACCACUCGAUGCCAUGAACUCCGGACUUUCCAUUCUGACACUGGGCAUGCCGGGCGUGUUGCCCCUCUCUCAAUUGCAAGAAGAGAUCGAUCUCGGCAGCAUGAAAGUCUCGAUUGGGCGCGAAAUGGGCGUCUUUCUGGCACAGCAUAUAGUAUCAUGGAAUUCGGGGGAUUUCUCUGAUGCAAAGACUAUCAAAGGCAUAUUUGCAGAACUCGCCGCUGCGGUGGGGCCGACAGUCGCCCGCGAGGCGAUCGUCGACUUUACCUAGAAGAAAAGUCUGGAUCGAUAAGGUCCAGCGCUGGCGAACGGCAUGGUCACAGACAGAUGCCACUUGUUUCGAAGGUGUGCCAACAUGCAUGUCCCACAAAGUGCUAACAUUUGUGAUGAGCUACUCCAAGCUGCCAUGUAGCAGCGGCAUCGGGCAUUCACUUCCCCAAUUCCAGGUCGUCUUG